Molecule: messenger RNA, 846 nt
Organism: Striga asiatica
Lineage: Eukaryota; Viridiplantae; Streptophyta; Magnoliopsida; Lamiales; Orobanchaceae
Source: the annotation of a GenBank genome assembly
AUGUCCAUUAACUCGACUUGUGAAGUCCUUCGGCCCUCGAGCUUGUUGCUCGAGCUUUUGCCCCUUGACUUUGCAAGUGAAGUCCUUGGGCCCUCGAGCUUGUUGGUCGAGGUUCUGCCCCUUGACUUUGCUGGUGAAGUCCAUGGACCCUCGAGCCCGUUGCUCGAAGUUCUGCUCAUUGACUUUGCUAUCCUUGGGUCCUCAAGCUCGUUGCUCGAAAUUCUGCCAUGUCAUUUUGCUGGUGAAGUCCUCGGGCCCUCGAGCUCGUUGCACGAGGUUCUUUCUAUUGACUUUGCUAGUGAAGUCCUUAGGCUCUCGAGUUCGUUACUCGAUGUUCUGCCCAUUGACUUUGUUGGCGAAGUCCUUGGACCCUUGAGCUCAUUGCUCGAGUCUCUGCACCUUGGCAUCUUCGAUGCCCUAGGGCCCUCGAGCUUGUUGCUCGAGCAACUAGUGUCCAAAGUUUGGACUAGAACUGACCACCGUGACACCCGCUGGCGACCGACGACCGUCGCCACAGCCAUUAACACUCAUCCUCCGCCUACCGCCGCCUACCGCAACAGCCCCUCCGAUUACGUCAGAACCUUCGCCACAGUUAGCUUCCGCCACCAUCCCCCACCAACCGCGCCACCGCCACCACACACCGACGGCAGUUCACAACAGAAUUCGCCAUUUCCGACCUCCGCCGUCUCCCACAAUAUUUUCUCCGUCGUCAUUGUAUGUCCCAAGGUUGACCACAACUUCUCGCUCGAAGGCAAAAUCUCCCGUAUGGCCGUAUGGAAUCGAUAUUAUAUCGAGCCUCGAGCACCCGUCAUGGAUCUGGCGAGUGGUUCCUCGGAGAUAUCCUGA